Molecule: messenger RNA, 2413 nt
Organism: Amphibalanus amphitrite
Lineage: Eukaryota; Metazoa; Arthropoda; Thecostraca; Balanomorpha; Balanidae
Exons: 4
Coding region: 442-2163 (573 amino acids)
Biological process (GO): rRNA methylation
Cellular component (GO): mitochondrion
Molecular function (GO): RNA methyltransferase activity; RNA binding
Source: RefSeq, a predicted model, not a curated record
GUGUUUUGAAAUUGUGAGUCAGAUGGGUGUGAGACUCCUCUGCAUCUUGAUUGAUUAUAUCACAGUAGCUUCAUCAAGGGAAUUAUAUAUAUUAUUGAUAUAGGGGCAGAAUUGUUGUUAGCUUCAUGCUGGUGCUAGUGUAGCUUCGGCCGUUCAAAUCACAAGCUACCCGCUCACUGACGAUCCAGAUCGACGUCAACGUCGUCAACUAUGCCGGUCACUGGACACUCGUAAUCGGUAUCAGUAUAGUUAAAGCAAUAUCCUUUUAUAAAUUUAGCUUGAGUAUGGAUGGACAGAUUGACUGAGCUGGAGCCCAUGCAAAGCUGAGCUUGCUGUGUAAGCCCCGAACCCUAGACUGUCGGAUGUCGGAACGUGUGGUUCCGGCUAACCGGAGAAUUUAGUUUAGAUACCUACCAAAGGUAUUUAUAUCUGAUAAAAGUGAUGUUGAGCAGGAGGGUGCUACACUUACUCCGCUUGCCCAGCCUGUGUAAUCACAGCUGUUCAACAUUCUCAUCUGUGCUUACAUUGAGACAAAAAGCAGAACAGGAUGAUUCCAAGCCUUCCCAGCUGCCCAAGAAUAACAAAGCUGUUCAAAAUAAUAGUUUUACUGAGCAUGAACAAGCCACUCAGUCAGACUUCACAGAGGGCUCACUGAAGUUAGAUGCCAAAAAGCCUCAGAAAAGGUACAAAACAGAUAAAUGGAAGCCUAGAAAUGAUUGGAGGGAGCAAGGAGACUUUGACAGAAGAGGCAAAAACCAGUGGGAGCACUCAAAGCCAUCAAAACAGAAGAGCAGAUGGGAUGACCAAGAUUCCAGGAACAACAGUUGGAUAACGAGAGACAGUCCUAACUUGGAUUCAGAUGAGAACCAGUGGCACAGAGUGACAAAGCCAUACAAGUCCCCACGCCAUGGUCCCGGAUCCGACGAGAGGCCGUAUCGUCCUCAGUCACGGUGGAACCAAGAUGAGAAUCCACGACCGCAGAGGCAAUAUCAACCGCAUCAUCCAUCACGGAACGGCCCUGACCGGUCGCCUGACAAGCCCGUCGGUAAACGCCUUCGCAAGAAGGAGAAGCUCGGUUUCAUUGAGUCGGAGCCGGCGCCGGCGCGGCCCGGCGACCGUCAGAUGCUGUACGGCCUGCACCCGGUGUCCCUGGCGCUGUCGGCGGGCCUCCGUCAGGUGAACCAGGUGUACCACCGCGCCGUAUCCGGUCCCGGCGACACCCGGCUGUCGCGGCUGGUGGCCGAGUGCGCGGCACGUGGCGUCAGCACCGUGCCCCUACCGCCCGCCAUGCUGGACCAGAUGGCCGGCGGCACGGGCGUGCACCAGGGCGUGUGUGCGCGCGUUACCCCGCUCCUGCCGCGGCCUGUGGAUGAGCUGCUGGUACGGACCGGCUACCCGCCGCUCGGAACACCCCCGCCGCCCACGGCGGCCGCGGGGGAACGGAACCAGACGGCGACCAACUUCUGGUCGCUGGAGACCGAUACCGGAGGGCCUGACCGUGGCGGUGAGGACGUUCAGACGCCUGCUGUCAAAGACAAGGAGCAACAGCCGCCCGUAUCGACAAAAUCCGAGUCCGAGAAGCUACAGGAGACGACGUCACCCGACAGCGUGGUGUCUGAUCCUGCUAGCCAGCCGGGCGCCAGUUCUGCUGACGACACAGUCGAGGCCGAGCGUCCCGGCCGCCGGCGCAGGCUGUGGCUGAUGCUCGACAGGGUCCAGGAUCCGAUGAACUUCGGCUCCAUCAUCCGCUCCAGCUACUUCCUCGGUGUCGACGCCAUCAUCAUCCCGGAUAAGAACAGCUGCCCGCUGUCGCCGACGGUCAGCAAGGCGAGCGCCGGAGCGCUGGAGGUGUUCCCCGUGUACUCGGCGCCGGCCGCCAGCUGCCGGCAGCUGCUGCAGCUGCUGGCCAGCCGGCAGUGGCAGCUGGUGGUGGCAGACACAGAGACGGGCGGCAAUAAUACACAGAGAGCCCCACCCAUCGUCGCCGGCACCGAUACAAUCUUGGUCGUAGGUAACGAGGGCCGCGGCGUGGAGGCCUCGCUGGCCGCGCUAUGCCAGCCGUGGACCGUCCCAGCGCAGCGGGAUCUCGUGCACGGAGUGGAGUCACUCAAUGUGGGUGUGGCCACCGGUAUCCUUCUCAGCCAGCUCGUACUGGCGCGGUAGCGGCGAAAGGCGAGCUUAGCUGGUUCAUAUGGCCGAAUCGAGGCUGCCGUUACGGGUGCUUGAUGAAAAUGCUUUUAUUUGCUGUUCUUGGAACGUCAUUGAUCGCACUGUGGAGGAUGUGUGAUUGCCGUUGUAUUUUUUAUAACUUAUAAUGCUGAAUACUAGCCGUGAACGUAAGAGUUGAAUGGAGAGCCUGUGAUAUGGUGAUUUACUCAUAUGCCACACAAAAUACACUCUCACAUGGAUGCGA